CAGCAACCCCCAGCCUCGGCGGCCUCACUGCGACCUCGCCAGUCGUACCAUCGACACCGAAACCGGCGGGACUUGGAGCCAGAAGCUCCGGAUUUUCGCGAGAAAUCGUGGUGAUGGUGAAAUCGGCGAACGAGUGCUUCAGAGGCUCGUAAGAAUUAUAGAUUCCUGUAUUUGGGAGACGAAGUAGUUUGGUGCUUUUAUGACAUAUACGCAACAAGUCGCGUUCCAAUUGUUUAUUAUUAUAUGCAUGAGGCUUGGUUAGAAAGAGGAACUCAACGAAACUGUAAUGUUCGUUGAGUCAUGGGAUUGGGGAAAGGUGCCUACCAAAUAAGAAGAAGACGAUGAGUAGCUUGUAGAGUUUCUGGUCAUUCUUGGUGAGUGUACCAAAGGAAUUUGGUCAACGUCUUCAAAUUUAGUUAAACCGGCAGUCUGUUUUUGACAAUCCGGUAGACAAGGUUAAAUGAAAAAACUAUUGAAAUAAAGAACGUGUUUGUGCGGCGUGUUGUUUUGUGCCAGUGAGGUAUUCGACGGAGAGGAUAAAAUGUGACGAACGAAAAAUGAGCGUCAAUUCGGAUACCGUUUUCUUGAUUUCGUUUGUAACGAAAAUGUUGUUUGUUUCUGUCUCAUGUGAACCACGUGAAUAGUCAGUGAUUGUGAGUAAAGAUUGAAACAGUUGAACGGGGGUGAAUGAAUUGACUAUUAAUUAACGAUAUUCUAUAAUUGGGAAUAUAAAAAAGCGUGACAAAAAAAAACGAGGACCAUUAAAAACGAGGAAAUUAAUUAUCGAUGUAUGUUUUAAAGGAUUCGUAAUGAAAUUAGUGUGUAAAUAAAAUUAAUGAGAAAGACAGUAUUAGAAGGCACGAAAAGUAAUUAGAUUAAAAAUGACAGAGAGAGAGAGAAAGAGAAAAAGAUGACAAUUAAAUGAAGGCAAUAUGUUGAGAUGAACUGUUCAAUGAUGAUUAUUUAUACAGAUAUGAUAUGAAAGGGAAAUAAAAGUAAGCGAGUCUCCGUGAAAAAGAGAGAGAGAGAGAGAGAGAGAGCGAGAGAGAGGGAUAGAAAGAAGGAGAAAAACGUAUAAGGGUAAUGAAACGCGAAUAUCUUCAUCCCUUCGACGAGAACGCACCGAGUAUAUAGUGGAUAUAUUGGCGGAUGGAUGGACGGAUGGAUGGAGUGGGAGGGGAGGGCCGCUGGAUCAUGCCACUCGACAAAGCCAAGGGGGACAUUGCGAGAUGCGGAAAGUCGAAGGGUGACGGGAACUUCACCAAGCCUCCAGGCAACCGAUCAAACAUGAAGAACGUGCCAAACCAGAGAAAAGAGUCUCGAGUCUUCGUACCUCGACUCAGCAGUUCAAAUUUUUAAUCCAGACAGUAUUUUCGCCCGGUUUACUUGAUGCUAAAGUUGGGUUGGAGAACGAUAAAGCGACGAUGAAGAGCAAACGGGAAGAAUACAGGUUUUGGGUAUAAUGCAGUACAAAUUGACGAGGAAACGAUGAUACGGCCAAAGCUUGAUCUAGUUAAAACCCACGCGAGAUUCGACGCUCGUCUCGUGGUAAAAUCGAGAAAGAAAAGGACGGUUCGUACCUUGGCUUGUGACUGAUUGCAGUUGGCUAGACCGGUGAGAAAAGAUGGAGUACAACGAAACGCUGGACUUUGAGGAAGAAUUCGAUUCGAUGAACGCUUCGACGGUUGUGACGACAAUCCUGAACGGAGAUUCUGGGCCGUACAAUGACUCGACGGGUGCGGUAAGGGAGAAUGAGGAUAUCGAGCACGUCCUGCUGCAGGUGGUUAAGGCCUCCAUAAUGGGUUUCAUAAUCCUCUGCGCCCUCUUCGGCAACCUGUUGGUCAUAGUGUCGGUGAUGCGGCACCGUAAACUACGCGUGAUAACGAACUACUUCGUGGUGUCGUUGGCGCUUGCCGACAUGCUGGUUGCCAUAUUCGCGAUGACAUUCAACGCGAGCGUCGAGCUUUCCGGGCGAUGGCUCUUCGGGUACUUCAUGUGCGACGUGUGGAACUCGCUCGACGUAUUCUUCAGCACCGUCUCGAUCCUCCACCUCUGCUGCAUCAGCGUAGACCGCUACUACGCCAUCGUUCAGCCCCUCGACUAUCCCCUGAUCAUGACCAACCUCAGACUCGGUACGAUGCUCAGCGUAGUUUGGUGCUCGCCGGCCGUCGUCAGCUUCGUGCCGAUAUUCGCCGGCUGGUACACGACACCCGAACACCUUCAGUACCGCUCCAAUUAUCCGGAUGUUUGCGUAUUUCACGUUAAUCAAUUCUACGCAGUCGUCAGCUCCAGCGUAAGUUUCUGGGUACCCGGCAUUAUCAUGAUCGCAAUGUACUACAAGAUCUAUCAGGAGGCCGAUCGCCAGGAACGAAUGCUUUACAGGAGUAAAGUUGCGGCCGCCCUGCUGAACAAGCACCUUCAAAUAAACGGGAUUUCAGCUGGACUGACCUCCCUGCCAACUGUUGGACAAUCAUCACCCGAACCUGCGCCGGAAGAUCCACCGAUAGCGAGUAGCAGCAAAAUGAAAAGGGAACGAAAGGCUGCGAGGACUCUCGGCAUUAUAAUGUCGGCAUUUUUGGCCUGCUGGCUUCCAUUUUUUCUUUGGUACGUGAUAACGGCCCUCUGCGACACAUGCCAAAGUGGCAAUAUUGUUGUGGCUGCGGUGUUCUGGGUCGGUUACUUCAACAGCGCCCUGAACCCGUUGAUCUACGCGUAUUUCAACCGCGAGUUCAGGGCAGCGUUCAGAAAAACGUUGGAGAGUUGCUGCUCGGCAUUCAGUCCCGUAAAAGAUAUCGGCAAUAGAAAUCGGAAGCAGGAUUUGGUUCACAGCAACGCGUCCUCCGAACUCCAUGUGAACAACCAAUUGAGAACAAGCGAACUCACCAACGUUCACAUUGAGGCUUGCAUAUAAUUAUAUUUACAAUAUAGGUAUGUAAAAAUCGGAAUACGUUAUUCAAUUGUAAUUUUACGAAUCUGUUUUCCUUUGUUCACUGCUCUUAUUCUGCAAUCUAAUCGACUUAUAUCGAUUUAUUUGUUAUAAAUUACACACAGCUAAUUUAACGCAAAAUAAAUUCGCUUGAAUUUAUGCAAUUCAGGGUACAGUUUAACAGAUCCCGUGCCUGCAUUUCGGCAACUGAGAUUACACAUUACCGAUCGCUAUUUGCCUCGAUUCCGACACGUUUGGCGUACUCCUUACAAAUUUCUCCAAUCGUGGUCCAUGAGACAAAUGCCGAUCGAUGAUAUGUACCCUCAGUUAUCGAAGAGUAGGCGCACAUCACCAAGAUGUACCCUGAAUUACAUAAACGCAGGCGUAUCUGAAUCUGUCCGAGUGAUGACAAAAAAACGAAUACAUAGGUAUAGAAACAAAGGCGGGAAGUGAGAAGUAAAUAGAACCCAAUCAUCGAUAUUAUAAACAUCACUGGACUCUAUACUAAGUGGUGCCGAUUAGAAUCCCAAAAAAUCGACAGUCGCGCUGCAAUACCCAGAGUUGAACUAACGGGUCACGUGGGUGAUAGCCUAUCAGAAACAGAUUUAGUCACAUGGUACAGCGUGGGGAAAGUUUAAAUGCAUGCGCCCCGUGAACAAAAUUACGAUGUUGUUCUCUUUUUAUCAUAUACUUACUUGAAGAAAUGCACUGACGAAUGUAUUUUUUCUAUUUUCUUACAAAACCAACAAAACUCCGUUUCUGCAGGAACGUUUAUAUGCUGUCAGUUCUUGUGAGCCACGUGAUUCGUUAGGUCCAUUUAGGCUAUUGAAUCGGUGGUGUCGAUUUCGUCUGCUUCUAAUUGAUUCAGGCGGAGGAGAACGCUAGUCAGCCAUCCAGCAGUGAUAAACAUGCAGAAACGAAUUAAAUAAUCGGAAGGUGAGUGAAUUUUAUUAUAAUAUAGGAUACAUGGAUCAGAAAUAUGUUAUUCGCGAUGCAGUAGUUUUACUGUAGAGUCGAGCCGUAUGUAUAAAAUACAACCUUGUACACAAUGGUGUACACACAAAGAAUAAGGGGGUAAGGCGGCUUUGACGUUUCGCCUUUUGGGUCGGCGGCGGCGGAUUGUUAACACAAGGAUGUGCCGCGUGGGCUGAAAUAUAACGAACAAAGGAUCCGUACUAUACGUAACCGUACAUCGAGUAUACUUCACGUGAGUCGCGUUUUACGCCAAGCUAACCCAACAUCCCAACCCCCGACUCUCCUAACCAGUGUGUACAAAUUACGUAUUACAAGUAUAUAUAUAUAUUGUAUAUACCUAUAUUAAAUAUUAUACACGAGUAUAAUAACUCUGUGGACAUUGUGACAGCAAAAUUGCGAAAUGAAAUUGUGAAUGAUGAAACAACGAUACUUGAUAAAAUACCCUAUACCUAAUAUGAUAUGAGAACGAGACGAAACGAGAUGACGAAAAAAAGAACAAUGAAAAUGAAAGAACGUGGUCAAAAACUAGAUUUGCAUAUUCAGACGAGCAUGAAAAUACAUUCAAUCUGGAAAUCACUUUAUUGCAAUCCCUUUCCCUUACGAUUACAAUCGAUUAUACCUUUGGACUUUUAGAUAGGAUAUCAGUUCUCAAAUUCAGAAAUCUGCAGGCUGGUAAGAAAAUAUAUACUUUGAAAUGUAAUUUCGAAACCGACCAAAGAACUAGCCGAAUUUUUACCAAUAUAUGGUCAUACCUUUGUGCAUAAUUAGCAAUAGGAAAUUAAUUUGAAUAGAACGGUAUUCAAUUUUAUCCCGGAUCUAUGUAUUAAUAUUAUCAUUAUUAUUGUUGUUGUUGUUAUUGUUAAUGUUAGUAUUUCCGGUAUAGUCAGGAUAUAAAGGAUAAUAUUUAGCAAAAUUGGAUUUGAGAAGGGAUUCAUGAAAAAAAAAAGGGAAAUCACAGUCUGUACCACCACGCCAAUUCGAGUUGCGUUACCUAGCAAUCAUUUUGUACAUAUACACAUUAGAUAUUAUAUUGAUAAUACUAGUCUUCGUAAUGUUGAGAAAACAGAAAUAGUUUUAAAAAAAUGCAAUACUGCGUAGUGACAUAGUAACAUAAUUAUAAAUACGAAAGUAAAGAAAUCAAUACCGCUAUAGCAUGAUUCGGUCAAUUUUAUCUUGGCAUUAUUGUGUAUAAUAUUUUUGAUGAAAUAUCUCAAUUUCGCUUAUAUCUCUUAUCUGCGCAGGCGCAGUGUAAAAACGUCGCCUAGUCUGAAGUAUUAUCUCUGCCAAGGUAUUUGAAAUUGAACUGAAGAUAAUCGAUCACAGUUUGUGCCGCAAUAAUUGAUAUUAAUAUACUAUAGUCAUUUGAACUUGCGCCAAUUAACAUGUAUAACGUUACAUGUAUUUAUCAAAAAUCGAACCACGACUGCGCACAAUAUUAAUAUUAUUGAUAGUUAGCGAAGAGCUGAAUAUCCGGUUUCAUUAUUUUAUACCGGUGUGUGAGAAAAAAUAUCAUAUAAUUUACGAAAAAAAGACAAAAAAAUUAAAAUUGCUCUGCAUCGCGUACGACGAUAUAGGUAUAAUGCAUACAUAUAUAAGAAUGUCGGUGCAUGCACAUAGAUGUAUACGUAAUAUUCAAAUACUCCGAAAAUGUGUUUUACAUAAUAAAAAUAUAUUAAUAAUAAUAAUAAUA
Molecule: messenger RNA, 5591 nt
Organism: Neodiprion virginianus
Lineage: Eukaryota; Metazoa; Arthropoda; Insecta; Hymenoptera; Diprionidae
Product: octopamine receptor beta-1R-like
Exons: 4
Coding region: 1625-2911 (428 amino acids)
Biological process (GO): adenylate cyclase-activating adrenergic receptor signaling pathway
Cellular component (GO): membrane
Molecular function (GO): octopamine receptor activity
Source: RefSeq, a predicted model, not a curated record